AGUGGGAAAGACCUCCCCACGCUCAGCCCCCCAUCUGCACACCCUAGACUUGGAAGCAGCUGGCAGCCACUGGCCUGGGCAGGGUCUCUGUUCGUGUCAAAGGUAAGGGCGGCAGAUGCUGGGCCCAGGGAGCUUUGUGCACCAACUGCGCCAGCAAGGCCUCCAGGGACCGACUUGCCCACAGCUGGACUUGAUCACCAGCUCGCAAACUGAGGUCACGCACUGUGCGGAGUAAGGAGCAACUUUGUUCUCCGGCUGUGGGAAACAUUGCUGUUUAAAGAUUUACCACAACAGCGGAUAGGAAACAGAAGACCCUUCAAACACCAAAGCCUAAGAAAUUUUACUUCUGGGGAGUGUGCAGGAUGACGGUGGCCCUUCCAGAAACUUCUGCUGUGCUGGUAAUGUUCCUCCUAGCAUUUCUGCCCCCACCACGACACGCACAGGACCCAGCUAUGGUGCAUUACAUCUAUCAGCGCUUUCAAGUCUUGGAGCAAGGGCUGGUAAAAUGUACUCAAGCGACGAGGGCAUACAUUGAAGACUUCCGAGAAUUCUCCAGAAACAUAUCCGUUUUGUUGGGAAGAUGCCAGACCCACACGAGUGAAUACAAGAGUGCUGUUCAUAACCUGGCUCUGAGGGUGGAGCGUGCCCAGCGGGAGAUCGACUACCUGGAGUACCUGCGGGCAGCUGACUUGUGCGUGGAGCCGGAGGAGAAGACGCUGGCAGAAACGAUGCUCCAAGAGGCUGAGGAAGACAAAAAGAUCCGAGCUCUGCUGAACGCAAGCUGUGACAAUAUGUUGAUGGGCAUAAAGUCUCUGAAAAUAGUGAAGAAGACUAUGGACCCAGAGGGCUCUUGGAUGAAAGACACAGGCAGCAACUCAGCAAAAGUAUAUUUCUUCAUUGGAUCCAGAAACAACACUGUUUGGGAAUUUGUAAACAUGCGCGCAUUCAUGGAAGACAGCACGAAGCCAGCCCCCCGGAAGCUAAUGCUACCACUUUCCUGGCAGGGAUCAGGCCAGGUAAUCUACAAAGGUUUUCUGUUCUUUCAUAACCAAGGGACUGCUAAUGAGAUCAUCAAAUACAACCUGCAGAAGAAGACCGUGGAAGAUCGAAUGUUGCUCCCAGGAGGGGCGGGCCGGGCACCUGUCUAUGCACACUCCCCAUCCACUUACAUUGACCUGGCUGUGGAUGAGCAUGGGCUCUGGGCCAUCCACUCGGGGCCAGGCAUCCAAGGCUAUUUGGUUCUCACAAAAAUCGAUCCGGGGACGCUGGGGGUGGAACAUGCGUGGGACACGCCGUGCAGAAGCCGGGAUGCUGAAGCCGCGUUCCUCUUGUGUGGGGUUCUCUACGUGGUCUACAAUUCUGGCGGCCAGGGCCCUCAUCGCGUCACUUGUGUCUACGACCCACUUGGCACCAUCAGGGAUGAAGACCUACCCAACUUGUUUUUUCCCAGGCGGCCACGAAGCCACUCUAUGAUCCAUUACAACUCCAGAGAUAAGCAGCUCUAUGCCUGGAAUGAAGGAAACCAGAUUAUUUACAAACUCCAGACAAGGAGAAGGCUACCCCAGCAGUGAUGCGCUGCAGUGAGAAGGCCGCACAAGUUGCCUUCGGCGGUGGCCGUGCAGGAUGCCAAGGCUUCAACCUGCCGGAUAAAUACGGGAAUCGGGACUAGAUUUGGGAAUACAUUUUCAUCCUUUCCUAAAUGUCACCACCUUCCGUAUCUUUCAAGAGCUGUCAUUUAGGAAUUUUGCCUAACAUCCAUUCCUCAUACAAACCUAAUGGUGCUUGAAGCCCCUCACAUUCUGAUCUAGCUUACAGACUUCUAGUCUUUUCUUUUGUCUUUCAGAAUUUGCUUGGACUC
This is a messenger RNA of Jaculus jaculus (lesser Egyptian jerboa), 1858 nucleotides long. It is a transcript of the gene Olfml1, whose product is annotated as olfactomedin like 1. The transcript has 3 exons. The coding region runs from base 363 to 1571 and encodes 402 amino acids. Lineage: Eukaryota; Metazoa; Chordata; Mammalia; Rodentia; Dipodidae. Gene Ontology annotation, biological process: signal transduction. The record is from RefSeq and is a predicted model, not a curated record.